AGUUGAAACCAUGGCGUCACUAGUGACGGACGACGAUGCGUUAGCCAUAUUGGGCUUAUCGCUCGCAAUUAAGAAAACAAAAAGGAAAGAUCGUUCGAUGUGGUGCAAAAACUGGUUAAUGAAACGAAAAAAAUUAUCUCAUAUAAAUUUAGUGAAAGAAUUAAGGAUUGCUCCGAAAGAUUAUCGUAACUAUGUACGAAUGAAUGAAGAAACUUAUUUAAAACUUCUAUCUAUGGUGACUCCCCUAAUUCAGAAAGAAGACACUGUCAUGAGAAAUGCUAUUACGACACAUGAAAGACUAUUGGCAACUUUAAGAUUUCUUGCAUCAGGGAGAUCAUAUGAGUGUCUAAAAUAUUCAGCCAUAAUAUCGCCUCAAGCUUUAGGACGAAUAAUUCCAGAAACAUGUGCUGCUAUAUAUAAAGUUCUGCAAAAUGAUUAUAUGCAGUUUCCCGAUACUGCUAAUAAAUGGAGAGAAAUUGCUCACCAGUUUGAAGAAAUUUGGAAUUUCCCUCAUUGUCUUGGGGCAAUAGAUGGGAAGCAUGUUGAUAUAAUUCCUCCUGCUGACAGCGGGUCUUAUUACUACAACUACAAAGGACGCCACAGCAUGGUUCUCAUGGCGAUAGUUGACGCAAGAUAUCGGUUUUUACUAGCUGAUUUUGGAACAAAUGGAAGAGUUUCCGAUGGAGGAGUGUUACAAAAUACUAAGUUUUUCCAAAAGUUGCAAAAUAAAAAGUUAAAUAUUCCAAACCCCGAAAAUAUCGAAGGCAGCUCAAGAUGUUUACCGUACGUCUUUAUUGGUGAUGAUGCGUUUCCUUUGAGAACCGAUAUGAUAAAGCCAUAUCGCCAAGGAGAUUUAAAUACCCACGAAAAAAAAAAUUUUUAACUAUAGAUUAUCUCGCGGAAGAAAUGUCGUUGAGAACGCAUUUGGCAUAUUAUCUUCACGAUUUCGCAUUUUCCGUACUCAAAUAAACUUAGAGCCAAAAAAUAUACAGAAUGUAGUGAUGGCUACUAUCGCUUUACACAAUUUUUUAAUGGAGCAUGUACCCAACUCUUAUGCACCUCGACAAUGUUUUUAUCAAGAAAACACCUUUAACGGGACAAUUGUUACCGAUGGGUACACUACUGCAAGGUCGAACAUGGAAAUUUUACAACGAAGAAAUCAUGGUAACAUAACUAAUGAUGCUAAAAUGAUCAGACAAGAGUUUCAAAAUGACUUUGUAAACGAAGGCAAAGUGCAGUGGCAGAACAAUUUUGUUUGAAAUGAAACAUCUAUCUUUGGCAUGUAUUGUAAAUAAGAUGAUAAUAGCCUCAAUAGAUUAUCAUUAUUAACCCUAUUUUGGUAACACCUAUUUAAAUGUACAAAAUGGUAGAAUGCAAAUAAAACAAUAUCA
Molecule: messenger RNA, 1391 nt
Organism: Parnassius mnemosyne (clouded apollo)
Lineage: Eukaryota; Metazoa; Arthropoda; Insecta; Lepidoptera; Papilionidae
Source: the annotation of a GenBank genome assembly